Molecule: messenger RNA, 2970 nt
Organism: Mycosarcoma maydis (corn smut)
Lineage: Eukaryota; Fungi; Basidiomycota; Ustilaginomycetes; Ustilaginales
Product: putative importin-alpha export receptor
Exons: 1
Coding region: 1-2970 (989 amino acids)
Biological process (GO): protein export from nucleus; protein import into nucleus
Cellular component (GO): cytosol; nuclear envelope
Molecular function (GO): small GTPase binding; nuclear export signal receptor activity
Source: RefSeq, a predicted model, not a curated record
AUGGCGUCAGCUACGCCGUCUCGAGAGCAUGUACAGCUCGUAUGCAAUCUGCUCGCUCAGACACUCAACCCAGUCGAGCGCAAAAACGCUGAAGAUCAGCUUACACAGGCACAGUCACAGCACGGCUUCCUUCAGAUCCUCAUUGCCAUCAUCCAAAACGUGCUCGUGCCUAGCAAUGAUGCGGUUCGUCUCUCGGCCGCCAUCAAGCUCAAAAACAUAUGCAAGUCUGCAUGGGACCAGCAAUCCGCCGAAGAAUCCGCAGUCGAAUCGCCCAUCAAUGAGCACGACAAGCUCGCCCUGAAACAGUCCAUCCUCCCCUUGCUCGUUACCAUCUCCACAAGCACAGGCGCAACUCCUCCUGCGCCCACCAACGUACGAACCCAGCUAGAAGAGGCUAUCGCUCUCGUCGCCGAAAAAGACUUUCCGCACGAUUGGCCCAACCUCAUGGAUGAUCUUGCCCCCAAACUUGCCAGUCAAGACGACCAGCUCGUCCUCGGCAUCCUUCGUACUGCUCAUUCCAUCUUCUACAGGUGGAGAUCCGCUUUCCGAACCGACUCUCUCUACAGCGAGAUCAACUAUGUGCUCGCCAAGUUUGCCCUACCACACCUCGAACUGCUCAAACGCACAGAUCAAAGGCUACUCGAUCCCGCUACACCCACCGCCUACCUUGCAGUGCUUGGAGACACCAUGAACAUGGCACUCCAGGUCUUCUACGACCUAUCCAGCCAAGAUCUGCCUCCGCAGUUUGAAGACAACAUGGAUCCUAUCAUGCAAAUUCUCGCGCGUUGGAUCUCGCAGUCACCUCCCGAGCUCGAUUCGGAUCCCGAUGAGCCCUGUUCGCUCCAACACAUCCGCAGCACCAUCUGCGAGAUCGCCGAGCUAUAUGCCAAGAGGUACCUCGACGCCUUCUCGCAGCUUCCCGUCUUUGUCCAGGCCAUCUGGCAGAUGCUCGGCACAUGUACACUUUCGCAAAAGUACGACACGCUCGUCUCAAAGGCCGUCGGAUUCCUCUCCACCGUUGUGCGCAUGGGAAGUCAGCGCGAAAUGUUCCAGUCCACCCAGACGCUCGAGCAGCUGUGCACCGCCAUCAUCUUGCCCAACAUUGCCAUUCGUGAAGCCGACGAGGAGCUGUUCGAGGACAACCCGAUCGAAUACAUUCGUCGCGAUCUCGAGACCUCCAUCGAGGCCGAUACCAGGAGGAAGGCCGCUUCCGAAUUUUGCACAUCGCUCAUGGAGUUUUUCGCCAACCAAGUUACCGCGAUCGUCGGCAGGUAUAUCAACCAGUACCUCGACCAGUACCGCGCCGACCCUCACGCCAACUGGAAGCAGAAGGACACCGCCAUCUACCUGCUCACUUCGAUCGCCUCGAAAUCGUCCACUGCGCAGCACGGCGUCACAUCAACCAAUGAGCUGGUCAACGUCGUCGACUUCUUUUCGGACAACGUGCUUGCCGAUCUUCAGUCGAGCUCCGACGACUCGCCCAGCCCAAUCUUGCAGGUCGACGCGAUCAAGUACCUCUACACGUUCCGCAACCAGCUCACCAAAGACCAGCUGGUCUCGGUGCUACCACUGCUAGUGCAACAUCUCGAGAGCUCGCAGUACGUCACCUGCUCGUACGCUGCUAUCACCAUCGAGCGUGUCCUCUCGCUCAAGAGGGACGGCAGCCUGCUCUUCACGCCGCACGACGUGGAGCCUUUUGCCGAAACUAUCCUCAUGGCGCUCUUGCGCAAUAUCGAACGCGGUACAACGCCCGAGAAACUGGCCGAGAACGACUACCUGAUCAAGUGCAUGAUGCGCAUGCUCGCCACAGUACGCGAAGCCAUCGCGCCCGCGCACCGUGUCAUCCUGACACACCUCGCCAACAUCCUGUCCGAGAUCAGCAAGAACCCCUCCAAUCCACGCUUCUCGCAGUUCCUCUUCGAGUCGAUCUCGGCGCUGAUUCGGUUCACGGUCUCGGCGCAACCCGACAGUCUGUCGACGUUCGAGGCACAGCUCUUCCCGAGUUUCACCAUGAUCCUGUCGCAGGACGUGGCCGAAUUCCAGCCAUACGUGUUUCAGAUGCUAUCGCAGAUGCUCGAGCUACAUACGCAAGGCUUGCCCGAGGCGUACACGUCGCUGCUGCCGCCCAUCCUGACGCCGGCGUGCUGGGAGAAUCGAGGCAAUGUACCGGCGCUCGUCCGGCUUGUGCGCGCGUUUCUCGCCAAAGAUGCACCGCGCAUCGUCGCGCAAGGCCAGCUGUCGGCCAUGCUCGGCAUCUACCAGAAGCUCAUCUCGACGCGCAUCAACGAAGCGUUUGCACUCGAGCUGCUCGAAACGCUCUUUGUCGCCGUCGACAGCGCCGACCUCGAGCAGUACAAACGCGCAGUGCUCACUCUGCUGCUCACCAGGUUGCAGCAGAGCAAGACGGAUAAACUGGUCAAGGCGAUGAUCCACUUUGUGUCGAUCGUGGCGUUGAGCCAAGGCAAGGGACCGGAUUAUGCAGUCGACAUGUUCGAUGCGGUUCAGCCAGGCCUGUUUGCGCAGAUUGCGCAGGCCAUCAUUGCGCCUGAACUGGCCAAUGUGAGCGAGCGGCAGAGGAAGGUGGUUUCGGUGGGAUUUGCGAGCUUGUUGGUGAAUUCAUCGGCCAUGCGUCGAGCGCCGAAUGUGAGCGUGUUGCCAACAUUGCUCGCAGCGCUGUUGCGGUUGCUGCUCACGCCCAGCUCGGCGACGCAGACGCAAGACGUGGAUCUGCUGUUCGCCGACGAAGACCAUGCUGCAGGCUUCCAGACCGGCUUCACCAAAUUGGCCGCCAGCGAAACGAUCAAAUCGGACGCUACCAAGCACAUCCUCCACGGCGCACAAGUCAAGGUCUGGUUCAAAUCCGCGCUCGACCAAUUCAGAGCACAGGUGGGCGACGACACAUGGUCGCACAUCUGGAACGCCGUCGAACCGCAGCUGAGAGCAUCAUGGGACGCGCAGAUCGGCGCCUAG